Messenger RNA from Salvia miltiorrhiza (redroot sage), 1650 nucleotides. RefSeq names its product AP2/ERF and B3 domain-containing transcription factor RAV1-like. The transcript has a single exon. The record is from RefSeq and is a predicted model, not a curated record. Gene Ontology annotation, molecular function: DNA-binding transcription factor activity; DNA binding. Gene Ontology annotation, biological process: regulation of DNA-templated transcription. Bases 324 to 1358 code for a protein of 344 amino acids. NCBI's taxonomy places the organism in Eukaryota, Viridiplantae, Streptophyta, Magnoliopsida, Lamiales, Lamiaceae.
AAUUCGGAAUAGUAGUUAAUAGGAUACACACCUACCCCUCAUGAAUCUUCCUAGUCCUUACCAUCUUAAGGGUUGACCCACCUUACCCACAUCUUGCAUAUCUUCAUCUUUUUCUGUUCAUUUUUAAAAAAUACAUGCAGUUGUAUUAUGAAAUAUAUAUAGAUGCAAGUAUACAAAAAAUAUUCAUUUAAUUAACUUGGGGCUACUCCUAUAUAUACGUACUAGUCCCUCAUCUCAAUAACUCAUUUCAUUUCACAAUCCACACCUCUCUCUCUAGUUUUCUCGCUCUAGAACACUUCCAAGAAAUAAAAUUAAACCCAAAAAUGGACGGAAGCAGCAGCAGCAUAGACGAAAGCACAACCAGUGAAUCCAUAUCGACCACGCCACCGGCACCGCCGCCAGCGGAGAAGCUGUGCCGCGUGGGCAGCGGCGCAAGCGUGAUCAUCGACGCGGCGGAGAACGGCGUGGAGGCGGAGUCUCGAAAGCUGCCGUCGUCGCGGUUCAAGGGCGUGGUGCCCCAGCCCAACGGCCGGUGGGGCGCCCAAAUCUACGAGAAGCACCAGCGCGUGUGGCUCGGCACCUUCAACGAGGAGGAGGAGGCCGCCCGCGCCUACGACACCGCCGCGCAGCGCUUCCGCGGCCGCGACGCCGUCACCAACUUCAAGCCCCUCUCCGAGCGCCGCCACGACGACGGCGGCGUGGAGGCGGCGUUCCUCAAUUCCCACUCCAAGGCCGAGAUCGUCGACAUGCUGAGAAAGCACACCUACGACGACGAGCUCGAACAGAGCCGGCGCCACUACGGCGGCGACAAAUCCGAGGGCCCCUCGUGCUCGCGGGCGGAGAAGGCCCGCGAGCAGCUCUUCGAGAAGGCCGUGACGCCCAGCGACGUCGGGAAGCUGAACCGCCUCGUCAUCCCCAAACAGCAUGCAGAGAAGCAUUUCCCAUUACAAAGUGGGAACAGUUCAAAGGGAGUUCUGCUCAACUUCGAGGAUUCCGGCGGUAAGGUUUGGAGAUUCCGAUAUUCGUAUUGGAACAGCAGCCAGAGCUACGUGCUCACCAAGGGCUGGAGCCGUUUCGUAAAGGAGAAGAAUUUGCGGGCCGGCGACAUUGUCAGCUUCGCCCGAUCCACCGGCCCGGAUAGGCAGCUUUACAUAGAUUGGAAAGCCAGGAAUACCGGAACUCAUGCUCGGCCCGCCAUGGUCAGGCUCUUCGGAGUUAACAUAUUAGAGGUGCCCAGAAAUGGCAGCGGCGCCGAUGAUACUUGCGGUGGCAAGAGGUUGAUGGAGAUGGAGAUGGAGAUGCAGAUUUUCGGAUUGAAAAAUGCUAACAAGAAACAAAGGAUUAUUGAUGCUUUGUGACAUCUGAUUUCAAGAUUUUUUUUUUAGUUUCAGAUUUUUGUAGGUGUAUUUUGUUUUUGAUUUUUGUAAUCAUUACUGUAGAUUGAUAACUUAUGUUGGUACAAGUUGCAGGAAAACAUGUUUGUAAAUGUAGAAAAAAGGACUGGUAGAUGAAGAAGAGAACUUAGGUGGAGAUGAAAUUUCAAAAAUUAUACUCUAUAUAUGUGAAAGAGAUCAGUUCUUUUCAAGAUUUUGAAUUGUUGUAUAUAUAUUUGUGGUACGUACUAAUUAAUUUUAUUUUUAUGUUUUUCAA